AUGGAGAAAGAAACAAAUCAACCAUGUUAUUUAGAAUUAGCCAGUUCAAUUGUUUUUAUGGAUGAAUUGAAACAAAAAUAUGAAACCAUGUCUGAAAUUAUGAAGCAAAAACUGAUAGUAUUCGAAGCAACAACUGAACAAGUCGAAAAUGUUGAAUUCAAUAGACUAAAAUCAAAAGAUGAUGCAAAACUAUCGAAAAUAUAUAAUGUAGUAAUUGUUUGUUGUCCUGAUGAUGCACCAUCCGCGCAUACUCUGGCUGAUCGUUUGAUCGAUGACGGUUAUUUAGUUUGUGUCAAUGAUACGAAUCAAUUGUCAUUGAUUGUUGGUACCAAUUUUGAGAAAACUGAUCUUUUAUUAAUUUAUUUCAGUAAAGAAUAUUGUGAAAAUGCUGAUCGUAUGGCACAACUUGAACUUAUUAGAGCUUCCGGAAAGAAACUAAUACCAAUUCUCGUUACAAAUAGUAUUUCAAAUCAAAAUAUAGAUUGUCUUCAUACGAUGACUACUAUCGAUGUCUUCUAUAAAUCGUUUAAGCAAGAAAUCCAAUUUGAAUUGAAUGAUUUUAACAGUUUCGAUUAUGACAAAUUAUUAAUAGAGUUGGUAAGUAAUUACAUGAAAAAAAAAUAG
This is a messenger RNA of Rotaria sp. Silwood2, 624 nucleotides long. NCBI's taxonomy places the organism in Eukaryota, Metazoa, Rotifera, Eurotatoria, Philodinida, Philodinidae. The record is from the annotation of a GenBank genome assembly.